Talaromyces atroroseus is the source of this 2739-nucleotide messenger RNA. RefSeq lists its product as hypothetical. The record is from RefSeq and is a predicted model, not a curated record. Bases 1 to 2739 code for a protein of 912 amino acids. The transcript has a single exon. Lineage: Eukaryota; Fungi; Ascomycota; Eurotiomycetes; Eurotiales; Trichocomaceae.
AUGAGUCUAGAUUUUGAGAGCACUGGCUCCCAGCAGCCACCCCUAGGCAGCGUGUUCAUGGAAAGAUCAUUUUCAUCAGACACUCAUAUAGAGGACGAUAAUUUUAGUUUAGCCUCUUCUGACAUCCAGCUAUCUACAUUCGAGCGGGUUUUCUCAACUCAUGCGCCCAUCUUCGAGUCCCUUCUUCUACAGAUUCCUACAAACACCGUCUUUCAGCUAUACCAUAUCUCCUCAUACUUUCGCAACUUUCUACAGUCUUAUCCAACAGCAUGGAAAUACCUAUCCUUCCGCUUACUCUUCCCAACCGGCAACCAGACACGGCCGUGGCUGAUGGGUAGCCCAGACCCCUCAGCCUCGCGCCAGUCACGGCCCUACGCCUUGGACCAGCUUCUCAUGAUGGUUGUCAUGCCAAUCAGUCCCUGCUUAAAGAGCCUAGAGCUUGACAACACCGCCGUAUCUGGUCAGAUACUCAUUUCCACGGUCCUCCACUCCCGACGAGAAACGCUAGAGCAUCUUUCUGUGCGCGGUUGCAAGAAUGUCUCGCUCAAAUACCACAUCAUUCCUUAUCUCACUAUGUAUGGCCUGCAAUUCGAUGUAGAUAUGGGCAAUAACACAAGCGGCUCUAUGGCUAAGCAGAAGCUUGCUUUGAAGAGCCUCUACACUUACCGUUGCCGGCAUCAUCGACGCCGUCCUUACCUGGGAUCCUCAUUGGUGCGUCGUGACUCAGAUGCAGAGCCAACACAUGAGCUUGUAGGCCUCUGUCACAAGUUGGGAAUAUGGACCGAUACGGCAUGGUGCACGAGUCCGGCAGGCCGUUGCUUUCGUCGACGUGGAUAUGUCUCGAUGAGAGUACCACAUGGUGCUCCAGACGUUUGGGUUGUAUUCGAUCGAUUGUGGAGAUCAAAGAACUGGCUGGGCCCUUUGAACUGGAAAGGUGCACCAGAUGGUAGGAAAGACGGGAGACUCUGGGAACAAGAAGAAACAGGAUACCAUGGUGAACCCUUGGGCACGGGAGAUAGUCCUGGUGAUAGUGAUGGGAAAUAUACUCCUGCUCACUUACGUCACAGUCACAGGAUCUUCGUUGACGAUAUUAAAUGUGAUAAUUGUUCGGAACCUAUAAGCGAGAGAUGCGAGCAAUGCAGCGUUAUAAUGCACUGUGUCGGUUGCCGAAAAACGCUCUGUGCAAGCUGCGCCUACAGCUAUCCCUAUGUCAAGGGCCCAGCUCCUUGGCUACCAUCAAAUUCAAACACCUCCCCCGAGACUUUAUGGUGGGCACCAGGUGCCACCAUCUCUCCAUCUAAUAUGCAUGACCCGGUGCCAGACGCAAAUGUCAAUAAUCUUCAAAACCCUAUAGCUUCUGCUCAAUAUCCAAAUUUGAAGUUUCACUGGUGCUGUACAGAGCCGGUCUUUUCAGGCGGGGGAGGCAUCAGCAUAGGAACAACAACGCGCGAAGUUGAUGUGGUUCGGGCAGCACCUCUACCGAGAGGUAGCGGAUGGGAAGACCCUGAGUUCGCGGCGUAUUUGUGGGAUCAGAAUACAGAAAUCUCUUCAGAAACCUGUCCACCUGAAGGGCUACAACAGUUACUUGGACCGUUAAACCGCCCAUUUAUGGCCUCUCCCCGCAAUCUAUGUGAUGAAUGCUAUAAUUCACACCAGUGGAAGGUACAGUGCAAGAGCUGCUCGAAACCACUUUGCAAAGAACAUGACCUUAGAGGAUUACGUCUUCGUAUAUGUGGGUAUAGAGAACUUGCUGUCGAGAAAGUAGCAUUGCAGAGUCACCGAGCUUCUGCUUUUGGAAAAACGAACAGCUCAGUUCUUCUAUCUAAAAACGCUGGGCCGUCAAUCAGACCACGCGUAAACAAUGCUGCUACUACUCUCAUAUCGCAGUUGCAAUCGCAAGGGUUGACACCGAGUAUGGAUAGAGACUCGCCUUCUGCUUCAAGCAGUGUGGCUGGGGACAAUGCUGGGCAUGGGGGGAACGAGAUGAACCCUGCAGCGCUUCAAGACUUUAUAAGAGCCCGCGGGCAAGUGGAAGGAAGUUCGAGAAUUGGGCGACGAGUCGGGCGCAGUCGAUCACCAACCUACUCUAGCUUGUCACGCUCAUCGUCGCGCUCAUCUGUAUACUACGAUGCUUCUGCUGAGGUUACAAAGUGGCAAGGCUGUCGGUCGUACUUUUGCCCUCAAUACAGGCCCGUUGGAGACCAACGUCAGCGCUGUCCGAGUGUUUUGCGAGAAUGCACAAACUGCGGGAUUAAUGUGUGCCAAGAUUGUGUUAACAACAACCCUCCAUGUUCAUGCUCUUACUGCGACGUCAAUUACUUGUGUCCGAACUGUCUAAAAAUAAGAGAGGAAGAUGGCACGUGUCGACGGGUAGAAGAAGAGAGAGCAAGGAAAGAGGAGAGAUGGAAGCGGGAUAUGGAAAUGCUGGAAGAAAUCCUGGACAGAAAGCUUGCCAACGAAGUGGCUGAGUUUGCCGGGGAUUUCAUGGAUCUGGUUUCAGAAAAUACGCGUUCGAAUAAUAUAUUCAAUGAUUUUCAGCGUUCAUUGAAUCGGUUAUCUGCAAUCAAUCAACGCCACCUCGCUCACGACCAAUAUCACCAUGCUCAACCCGCGGCUUUAUUCCACCCUCACAGUGGAGGCGAUUUAGCACAGGCUGAUCACAACCAUCUCGCUGCAUUUGAGCACAACUCGGAUGAGGAUCUCUUUAAUGAUGAUAUUGUCACCCCGAUUGCCGACUAA